AUGGCUGGUGAUGCCUAUGGAGGCUGUGGUGGUAGUGAUGACAAUGGAGGUGGUGAGAAUUGUGGUGGUGGCAGUGGAGAAGAUGAAGUGGGCAGUGGUGGUGGUAGAGAAGGUGGUAACAUGGUUAGAGGUAAAGUGGGUGGUGGUGGAGGUGGUGGUGGUAAAGUGGCUGGUUGUGGUGACGGAGUUGGUGAAGUGGAUGGUAGACGUAUGGUGGAGCAGAUGAAGUGGAUGGUACUGGUGUUGGUGCAGGUGGUGACGAGGAAGCUGUGA
Molecule: messenger RNA, 273 nt
Organism: Canis lupus familiaris (dog)
Lineage: Eukaryota; Metazoa; Chordata; Mammalia; Carnivora; Canidae
Product: ctenidin-1-like
Exons: 1
Coding region: 1-273 (90 amino acids)
Source: RefSeq, a predicted model, not a curated record